CUCAGGAACAACAUCCAUGAUCUCUAUCCAGAUGAGCACAGUCCUAGGAACAGCUAAGAUACUGCUCACAACCUGCAAGGAAUGAAGAACGAGUGGGGCGAGAACAAAGCCAAUACCAUUUUAUUACCAAGCUGUAUUGUAAAUUGCUUAUUACAUUAUCGUGUAUUUUUCUUUUGGCAGCAACUCUUUUUCCUUUGCUAAUUGCCUUGAGGAACAAAAGUGUGCAUCAAGACUCUUCAGACCUUAUUUUUAAGAAAGCAAAUCGUAUGUUCCUUGUGCAGCAACAGCCAACCCAAGUAGGUUGCCUAUGCGUUUGUCUCAUUGGUUUUCGGGCCGCGCUACGUAAAGCACCCAGCUUAAAAAGAAAAACCCACACUGACCACCGUGACACUGUGAGUUGCUCAGCGUGUCUGCUAGUCGCACCUCAAACUGUAGUUGAGCUGACAGCCAUGUAUCCUGCAGGUUACCCACCUGAGAAUACCCCAUUGCAGGGGAGAUACCCAGUGGUUCAGGGACACCCUGGAGUAUCUACAGUGGUUCAGGGACACCCUGGAGUAUCUACAGUGUUUCAGGGACACCCUGGAGUAUCUACAGUGGUUCAGGCACACCCUGGAGUAUCUACAGUGGUUCAGGGACACCCUGGAGUAUCUACAGUGUUUCAGGGACACCCUGGAGUAUCUACAGUGGUUCAGUACACAUCUGUGAGCGUCCCCCCUGAGCCCCCCAGGGACCACAUCAUCUGGUCCCUCUGCUGCUUUCUACACCCCUUCGGCCUCGGACUGGCGGCCUUCAUCUACUCCAUCAAGGCCAGAGACCGGAAGGUGGUUGGAGAUAUGGAAGGAGCCCGACGCUACGGCUCCACCGCCCGCCGCCUCAACAUCUCGGCCACAGUCCUGGCUUCCAUCAUGUUCCUUAUUUGCCUUAUUAUCACAAUUACUGUCUCUGUGCAAAACAACAACUACUACUACUACAACUCAUACGAUUAUCGCUAUAGAGGUUGAAUUUGAAAGGGCAGAGAGUUUUCUGAAGCUGUGACUUGGUGAUAAUUCUCUUUAUCUGCUUUGCGAUUAUGGCUACUGUUUUAAACGUUUUACUUAUAUCUUCAAGCAAAACGUUUUUCUUUUUCUUACAAAAGUCUUAAAUGGAACUCCUGUAUGUUUCCAUAAUGACAAUUUGUAGUAAUUCUUGCAAGACUUACCUAAUAAAUUCAAAUUCCCAACAGACGGUGUUUUCAAAAUAAAGAACCCCACCCAAAGAAGAAAAGGGAACUGA
Trematomus bernacchii (emerald rockcod) is the source of this 1272-nucleotide messenger RNA. Its product is annotated as dispanin subfamily A member 2b-like. The record is from RefSeq and is a predicted model, not a curated record. The coding region runs from base 267 to 1001 and encodes 244 amino acids. Gene Ontology annotation, cellular component: plasma membrane. Lineage: Eukaryota; Metazoa; Chordata; Actinopteri; Perciformes; Nototheniidae. The transcript has 3 exons.